AUGCAGCGCGUCAAAAUGUUUACCGUAGUGUUAUUCCGGAACCGAUUUAAGGGGUCCUUUGGCGUUUACCCGGCUUUGACAGACUGGACACGUCGGCGAGGAGUACACACGUCGGCCACGACCCUUGAGUUCCACGAGUAUGACAAGCGAAGCGGCUACGACACUGGGUUGGAGAUCGCUGACACGCGUACCGAGAGGAUCCGUCUGGGUCUGAAACAGCUCAAAAAAGAAAUCAAACUAUGGAAAAAAGAAAUGCAAGAAGUUCUGAUAAGCGAUCCCAUACUCGAUUACAGAGCAGGAGAAGUUGAUGUGUUUUGGAGAUUUUACGAAGAAUCUUCAUUGGAUCAUUGGAUUGUCACAAGUGAUAGUGAUCAUGCUGAAGGUUUUAGUAAAUGUGAUUUGAAAAUUGGUCAUCAGGGUUAUGGGCUUUUUCAUGGAAAUCUAUGUUCGAGAGUCCCAAAGGAUGGAAGGAUUCAAAAUUCCGGUUAUUGCAAUAUGAUGACAAAACGUGUUUCGAAAUCUUUUCAACGAGACAGUUUUUUGGACUGGAGUCCUUACACACAUCUCAAUUUACGUUUAAGAGGCGAUGGGCGGAGUUAUCUAAUAAACAUACAUGUGGCUGGACAGUUUGAUAUUAUGUGGAAUGAUGUAUUUACAUUUGUGCUGUAUACUCGAGGUGGACCAUAUUGGCAAACCACAAGAAUACCAUUUUCAAAAUUCUUUUUUGCCAGCAAAGGACGGAUACAAGAUAAACAAGCACCAUUGCCAUUAUAUAGAAUCACUAAUUUUGGUAUUACUGUAUCAGAUAAAGCUGAUGGUCCUUUUCAAUUAGAAAUUGAUUAUAUAGGUGCCGAAAUCGAUCCUACUCAUCAUGAAGAGACUGCUUAUGAGAUGUAUGAAAUUCAACAAAAUUAUAUAAUUGGUACAUAA
Macrosiphum euphorbiae (potato aphid) is the source of this 930-nucleotide messenger RNA. NCBI's taxonomy places the organism in Eukaryota, Metazoa, Arthropoda, Insecta, Hemiptera, Aphididae. The record is from the annotation of a GenBank genome assembly.